AAUCGAUAGUGAACGAAAUCGUUAAAAUGCAAAAGCCUCGGAGAAUUUAUUGAAAAUUGUUCAUUAUUUAAAAAUUUAUUAACUUUUUUAAAAUUUACGUUCAUGUCAUUUUGUAUGAAGAAUAAAAUGGCUAAUAAUAUAGUACAAUAUGUUAUUGUGAGAGGCGAUUUAAAAUGGCCAACCGGCGCUCUGAUUGGCCAGGGUUGUCAUGCAUCUGUAGCGGCUAUUUACAAAUAUUUAAAUGAGCCAGAAACUACAGAAUAUCUGGCUAAUUUGGAUCGUAUGACUAAAUUGGUUUUAAAAGCCGAAUCAGAAGAGCAAAUAUUGAAAACUAGUGAAUUGUUAACGGUUAAUCAAAUCAAACAUUAUUUGUGGCGUGAACAACCAGAAAAUUAUGUUACAUCGUUGGCAACUGCACCUUAUGAUCGUAAUAUUCUCCGACCUUUACUGCAAGAUUAUAAACUUUUUCGAUGAUUUAUUAAAAUAGUUUUUUUUUAUUAAA
This is a messenger RNA of Dermatophagoides pteronyssinus (European house dust mite), 502 nucleotides long. Its product is annotated as putative peptidyl-tRNA hydrolase PTRHD1. The record is from RefSeq and is a predicted model, not a curated record. Gene Ontology annotation, molecular function: peptidyl-tRNA hydrolase activity. Lineage: Eukaryota; Metazoa; Arthropoda; Arachnida; Sarcoptiformes; Pyroglyphidae.